This is a messenger RNA of Pseudomyrmex gracilis, 3915 nucleotides long. Its product is annotated as transient receptor potential channel pyrexia-like. NCBI's taxonomy places the organism in Eukaryota, Metazoa, Arthropoda, Insecta, Hymenoptera, Formicidae. The record is from RefSeq and is a predicted model, not a curated record. Gene Ontology annotation, biological process: transmembrane transport; monoatomic ion transport. Gene Ontology annotation, cellular component: membrane. The transcript has 2 exons. The coding region runs from base 1114 to 3804 and encodes 896 amino acids. Gene Ontology annotation, molecular function: protein binding; monoatomic ion channel activity.
UCCCGCCAAAGUCAGUUACAACUGACCAAAGACUUACGCAGAGUAUGUCAUGCAGUACGUGUAGCGCGAUCGCGCGAACCGGUUAAGUUUGUUGCACGAAGCGAACCGCGUGCCGUCACUCGCAACAAUAGGCAUCUCUCAUUUAUCUUAAUUAUGAAAAAAAAAAAAGAAGACAAAAGUGAUCAAAACUCACUCCUCGCAAUUUAACAAUCACAAAUAUUUCGAUGUUUCCUCCAGUCAGUUUCUGCACGUUCUCGCGAAUACGUGUGUCUGAGAGAAGACGAAGCUAUGGUGUAAAACAAAGGAGAGCUGAUGAUCGAGCGAGAGACAAAGUGAAAAAUAUACAAAAGAGCUACGUACCUUAGCGUAAUCGCCGACAAUCUGCUUUUUUACUCUUGUCAUCUCACACGUUGAAUACAUUUUGUCGUGAUUAUUUGUAAACGAUUAUUUACAGAUAAGUGCAAGUCAUGAUCAAUCAAUUUGUGACAAAGUGCAUCUCUAUAUUUUAUAUUCGAUCAAAUUAGAGUGACAUAAAAACCAUAAAACUUGGAAAACCAAGUACAUUUAAAUAAUUUUAUAGUCAAAUACACAUUACCAAAAAAAAAAAAAAAAGUUAAAGCGUUUUUGCAAUAGAAGGUCAGAGAAGAAUGUGCAAAAAAGGAGAGACUGUCUUCUUUGAAAAAAAAACGUCAACUUUGCAUAUAGCAAUAUGAUAAAUAGCAUUCAAUUUAAAACCGACGCUUACGUAAUAAACUAAACAUUGUUCAAUAACGUAAUAACCGAUAAGCUUAAGUAAUUUCGAGAAAAUCACGUGAGAUAAAAAAAAAAAAGAAAGAAAAAAUAAGAAAAUUGUUAUAAUUACAAGCGAUUUUUGAAGAAGAUAAUAAUCGGAUUAUAAUCCUUUCGCACGAAUAUUUGUGGAAAACAACUGAAAUAACAGAAAGGACAGGACGGAGAAAAAUAUUUCAAGCGAUUCGAGCAAGUUCAGACCGAGCGAGGAAGAAUGCAGAUUUUCACUCGACUCGCGAGAAAAUAGAAGCUUCGCUUAUCUUAAUUGGCAAUCUUCUUUAACUCUGCUUCUGAAUAUAAAUCUCUAUUAAUUGUGUCCGAGCAAUGUGCGAUAAUGACCGAGUUUCGUCCGAAGAAACGAAGGCAGACGCGUUCGAGAUGAACAAUCUGAAAAUGCCGAUUGUUCUCAACGAGGGCAGACAUCCCUAUCCCAUCACCAGAAGCUUCAACAGUCACCAGAAGAACCAAUCGCUCUCCGUGAGAUUGGCGUCUACCUACCGAUCUCUAAGAAAUACAAAUCCCGCGGAAAAUUAUCUGCAAAGAAUCGGCGAUGCGACGUCGGAAUCCGAUAACAACCGGCUCGAGAUCGACGCCGGCGAGGCGCCACCGGCCGACGAAUCCUUUUUCUUCGACAACUUAGAAUACUGCAAGAACCACUACGUGAAUGGGGCCAAGCUGAGAUCGGCCAUUUGGUCCAUCGUCGAUCCGAUGGAAACGAAACUGUUGUUGUCCAUGGAAAAAACCAGCAAGGUGUUGCCGAACGUGUGGGAAAACGAGAGAUUACGAGACGUUGCCUAUAUCUGGGCCUCCUACCGCGGCUUGCUUCAUCUUCUGCUGGAACUGGACAAGGUCGGUGCGCGCUUCAAUUACGUCGAACCGCGAACAGGUCUAAAUGCUAUAUUGGCAGCGUCGUUGGGUGAUCAAGUUGCCUGCUUGGAGCAUUUGAUUAAAAAGGGAGCCGAUGUCAAUUGUGAGAGUUUGGUUACCCGUUAUACUCCGCUGCAUUUCGCGGCGCUCAACAACAGCUGGCGUGCCGCGGCCACGUUGCUCGACAACGGCGCCAAAUUGAAUUACGUUUGUCAGGAAGUCGUCGAGCCGGUUCUGCACAGUGCUGUCCGCGCGAAGGCUGUAGAAACUGUGAAGCUGCUGCUCGAGCGUGGCGCCAGUUUGGUCGAGAAGAACCACUUGGGCCAGACGCCGCUCCAUGUCGCUUGUUUCGUUCAGUCUGUACCGUGCGCGGAACUUUUAUCAGCCAGCGCAUCCAACGUCAACGCGGUGGACAGGGAGCACAGAACUCCUCUGCACUUUUCCGUGAUGAGCACCGACUCGUCCGCCGAGUUGGUGCAGCUGCUGCUGAAGCGCGGCGCUCUCGUAAACGCGACCGACAAGACCGGCUUCACUCCACUCCACAUCGCCGCGCUCAACGAGCAGUCCCGAUGCGUCGACGCGCUCAUCUGGGCGGGCGCCGACAUCAGCGCGACCACGUGCACCGGAUUGUCCGCUCUGAACAUCAUACUGAAGAAGAUUCCCGAGUCCCUGCAAGUGUUCCAGCAGCGACUGGACGCCUCCAUCACACUGACCCGACCGGUGCCGCACAAUCGCGAGUUCGAGAUGCGGCUGCACUUCGACAUUCUCUUUCCCAGCAACAAUAACAAGUGCGAGACCAGUUUCAUUAAUAGUUUCGUGCAGGAACACCGGAAGGACUUGCUGUCGCAUCCGCUGGUCAUGGCUUUUCUGCAUCUAAAAUGGGAGAAAAUUCGUAAGAUCUAUUUGCUGAGGAUACUUCUGUACACUAUGACGGUAAUAUGCAUGACCACAUACGUGCUGAGCGCAUUGGCGUACAAUUGUUACAAUCACGACGCGACGAACAACUCGACAUCGAACAAGGUAUGCAGCAGCAGACGAAGCACUGGUUUCCUGUUUCGAAGAUCAGCCAUCGAGGUUCAGUGGUAUCUCGCACUGGUCUUAACGUGCUUCACCAUACCGAGGAAGAUCUUCAGUUUCAUGGUCUACAAGUCGGUGAUAAAGUACUUCUCCGUUAUCGACAACGUGCUGGACAGUGUGGUCGUGGUGAGCGUGUUCGUCACGUCCUUCAUUUACACGGGACGCACCUACGAUUGGCAGAACUACGUCGGCGCGUUCGCUAUACUCUGCGCUUGGACCAACUUGAUGCUGAUGGUGGGACAGUUACCGGCUUUCGGCACCUACGUCGCCAUGUUCACGCACAUUCAAUUCGAGUUCGCCAAGCUUCUGCUGGCGUACUCGGGUCUGUUGAUCGGUUUCACAAUCAGUUUCUGCGUGAUAUUCUCGGGCGAGCCCGCGUUCGGCAAUCCUUUUACCGGAUUGAUCAAGGUCCUGGCCAUGAUGGCAGGCGAGUUGGACUUUGAGGGACUCAUUAGUCAGGCGGACGAUAAACCGGCGAGCGAAUCAUUUGUUAUUUAUCCUCUGUCUGUGUGCUCGCAGAUUCUCUUCACACUGUUCAUAGUGUUCGUUACCGUGAUCUUGAUGAAUUUAUUAGUCGGUAUCGCUGUUCACGAUAUACAGGGUCUUAGGAAUCACGCAGGACUCACGAAAUUGGUGAGACAAACGAAGAUGAUACUCUUCACGGAAAUGGUGCUGCACAAUACGACAAUUCCGUACGCGUUCCGGAAAUGGAUGUCGGAUCACAAAAUCGACGUGGAAAAUAGGAAGAAGGUACUCGUAGUGAAACCGCUCAAUCCGCUCGAGAAACGAUUGCCCAAGGAAAUAAUGAAGUCUGCGUAUGAAAUAGCGAAGAAAAAUGUUUUCCUUAACGACGAUAUCAACUACAGCGAUCACGCCGCUUGGCUGAAACGCCGACAGAACGAAGAGUGUUCCAACGCGACUCUGCAGACGUCAAUCAAGAAACUGAUCACCAUGAUGAAAGUAAACGAGAAUGAUAUAAAAUUGUUGAAAAACCAACUGCUGGAAAUGAACAAAAUACUGGAAAGUGCCGCAACAUCUUUGACAAAGAAAGAACGUUGUACCUCGUUGUGAAUAAGCGUGAAUGAUAUCGUGCGAUUAUAUUUCCACUAAUUUUGACGGAUAUGACGCAUAAAGUGGAUGUCGAUGCUACAAUUAACGGUGGAGGGCCUACCGGACAAUCAG